AUGACCAACAACGACAACCUCACCCUCCAGAUCCUCCGCAACGCCUCCAAGGGCAAGUACGCCAUCCUCGCCCAGAGCUGCUAUGACGCACAGAGCGUCGUCGCCCUGAUCCGGGCGGCCGAGGCGGCAAACUCGCCGGCCAUUGCCCAGCUCUUUCCCGUCACCAUGGCCCAGUUUGGCAUCCACUUUGUCCGCUUCGUCGUGUCGGCCUGCCACGCCGCAAAGGUGCCCAUCUCGGUCCACGUCGACCACGCCGCCACCCACGAAGACAUCUCGCGCGUCCUCGACUUUGCCGACCAGGGCGCCGCCGUCGACUCGAUCAUGAUUGACUGCUCCCACCACGACUCGGACGAGGAAAACAUCCAGAUGGCCACGCCCUACUGCCAGCGCGCCUCCAGGCUCGGCAUGGCCGUCGAGGUCGAGCUCGGUCGCCUGGCGGGAGGCGAGGCGGGCGUCCAGACCAUCGAGGAGGGCGCGCUCACCAAGCCGGAAAAGGCGGAAAAGUUCCUCUCGGCGCUCGGCGUCGAGCUGCUGGCGCCCAGCAUCGGAAACAUCCACGGGCCCUAUGUCAACCCGCCCGACUUCCGCCUCGAGCUGCUCGACGAGCUCCAGGCCGCCGUCGGGCCCUCGACGCCCUGCGACGCCCUCAUUGUCCUGCACGGCACCGACGAGCUGCCGGACUCGCUCUUCCGCCAGUGCGUCGAGCGCGGCUGCGUAAAGAUCAACGUCAACUCGUGGGCCCGCGACCCGCAGGUCCGCUACUGGGCCGCCCACCUCGAGAAGCAGGGCCUCAACGACGUCUACGACGGCGGCAUGGACGCCUUUGCUAAGGCCUGCUCGCGCUUCUUCCACCUGCUCGGCAGCGCCGGCAAGGCCUAA
Pseudozyma flocculosa PF-1 is the source of this 879-nucleotide messenger RNA. RefSeq lists its product as uncharacterized. Gene Ontology annotation, biological process: carbohydrate metabolic process. Gene Ontology annotation, molecular function: aldehyde-lyase activity; zinc ion binding. The transcript is spliced from 2 exons. The record is from RefSeq and is a predicted model, not a curated record. The coding region runs from base 1 to 879 and encodes 292 amino acids. NCBI's taxonomy places the organism in Eukaryota, Fungi, Basidiomycota, Ustilaginomycetes, Ustilaginales, Ustilaginaceae.